Linnemannia hyalina is the source of this 2919-nucleotide messenger RNA. Lineage: Eukaryota; Fungi; Mortierellomycota; Mortierellomycetes; Mortierellales; Mortierellaceae. The record is from the annotation of a GenBank genome assembly.
AUGGUCAAGGCAUAUCAGCGUUACACUCCCCGCACCAUCUUUGGUGUGGUUGCCAGUGGAAACUCCAACAUCAUCUAUGAUGCCGCUGGCAAAUACGCCAUCAGCCCCACUCUUGAAGAUAUCAGCAUCUGGGACCUCAAGAAGGGCGAGCUGGUCGGAACAUGGCACGAUAGCGACAACAAGGCAGAGGUGACAUGCAUUGCUCGCAGCACGGAUCGGGACAGCUACGCAGUCGGUUAUGCUAACGGAUCGAUCCGCAUCUGGAGCAUGAAGACCAGCGAGGUCCUCGUUACCUUCAACGGCCACCGAUCCGCCGUCACUGCCCUUGCCUUCGAUAAGUCUGGAAGUCUUUUGGUUUCUGGGUCUAGGGACACUGAUCUGAUUGUCUGGGAUGUCGAAGGAGAAGUCGGUCUCUACCGUCUCCGUGGACACAAGGAUCAGGUCACAUCGGUUCGGUUCUUGUCGCGGCCUUCGAUGGUCGAGGGUGGCAAACCCACAGAUGGAUAUGUUCUCUCAUCGUCCAAGGAUACACUCAUCAAGCUCUGGGAUCUCUCAACCCAGCACUGCAUGGAAACCUUGGUUGCUCACAGGAACGAGGUCUGGGAUUGCGAUGUCAAUGAGGACGAAACCAUGUUGGUCUCUGGAGGCGGCGAUCCCGAUAUCAAGGUCUGGAAGAUCAACGCUAGCGUUUUGAAGACAGGAUUGGCUGUUGGCGAGGAGGCCAAGGAGGUUGGCGAGGAAGAGGAAGAGCACAACGCCCUGGACGAGGACGGAAAAUUGGUAAACGCUGUCCCCAAGGCCAUCACAUUCUACGGUUCGAUCCCUCGACAGUCCAAGGAGAGGGUCACGACUCUGGAGUUUCACUCGUCGCAGCAGUUUUUGGGAUGUCAAGCUUCAGACAAGUCAAUUGAGCUGUUCAGGAUACGCACUAUUGACGAGAUCAAGAAGAAGAUGUCGCGCAGAAAGAGACGUCAGAGGGAGAAGGCACAGCAGCUGCUGAAGAAGGGUGAUACUGAGGGUGCUGCUGCCGAAGAGGCAGCGAUUGGAGAGGAGGGUAUUCAGGCAACAGAUGAGAUUACACCUUGGCACAUUAUCCGGACGGGCGCCAAGUUGCGAUCGUUCGACUUCGCACCUGUCAAGGAUGUGGAGAAGGUCGGACAUGUCCAGUUGGUCACCUCGCUCAACAACAACACAGUUGAGGUCUGGACUGUCCCCCACCCCAACGCUGCCAAGAAUGAGGAGGUUGCUGAUGAGCCCAGCAAGGCCUACACUCUGGAACUGGCUGGACACCGAUCUGAUAUCCGUACCGUUGCCCUCAGUUCUGACGACGAGUUGCUCUGCUCCGCCUCUAACAACUCACUGAAGAUCUGGAAUGUCAAGACCACAUCGUGCAUCAGGACAAUGGAGUGCGGCUACGCUCUUUGCUGUGCCUUCUUACCCGGAAACCGCCACGUCAUUGUGGGAACAAAGUCGGGUCAUUUGGAGUUGUUUGAUUUGGGAUCGUCGUCAAUGAUCGAGUCAAUCGAGGCUCACGACGGCGCGAUUUGGUCGCUUCAGAUCCGCCCCGACAGACGUGGAUUGGUGACAGGAAGUGCAGACAAGGAGGUCAGGUUCUGGGAUUUCGAUAUGGUGGAGGAGGAGGUUGGUUCGUCAGUCAAGAAGCGACUCUCGUUGGUUCACAUGCGUACACUCAAGAUGUCGGAUGAUGUCCUCUGCGUCCGCUACUCACCCGAUCAGAAGAUGGUUGCUGUCUCGUUGUUGGAUGCGACGGUCAAGGUCUUUUACCACGAUACACUCAAGUUCUUCCUGUCGCUCUAUGGUCACAAGCUGCCUGUUCUGUCGAUGGAUAUCUCGUCGGAUUCGAACCUGUUGGUGACCUGCUCAGCCGAUAAGAACGUCAAGCUGUGGGGUUUGGACUUUGGAGAUUGUCACAAGUCGAUGUUCGCCCACCAGGAGUCGGUCAUGGCGGUCCAGUUUGUCUGGAACACACAUUAUUUCUUUACAGCAUCUAAGGACCGGACAGUCAAGUACUGGGAUGGAGACAAGUUUGAGAACAUUUUGAAGUUGGAGGGUCAUCACGGAGAGGUCUGGGCGCUUGCUAUCGGAACCUACGGAAACAUUGUGGUCUCGGCCUCGCACGAUCGCUCAUUACGUAUCUGGCAAAAGACGGAGGACCAGGUCUUUUUGGAGGAGGAGCGUGAGCAAGAGUUGGAUGAUCUCUACGAGGCUACCUUGACGGCGUCGUUCGAGAAGAGCGGUAUGGUGGACAAUGGCGAGGGUAUCAUUGGAGCACCCUCGACCAGUAAUGGUGACGAGUUGGCCUCGGCCGGAAAGCAGACCUUGGAUACCCUCAAGUCUGGAGAGCGCAUCAUGGAGGCUCUCGAGAUGGCCGACGCGGAGAUUGAUGCCUGGAAGGCCUAUAACGCUGCCGUUGCUCGUGGUGAGCGUGGCUUGAGCAAGCCCCAGCGGUCGCCUCUGUUGAUCUCGAUGCGCCAGACUCCCGAGCAGCAUGUCUGGAACGAGUUGCAGCGUGUUCGCCCUGCCGAGUUGGACGAGGCUCUCUUGGUCUUGCCCUUUGCAGCCGUCACCAGUCUGCUGAACUGGCUCGAUGUCUUUGUCCAGCGCGAAUACAACAUCAACUUGGUCUGCCGAGUCUUGUUCUUCCUGAUCAAGUCCCACCACAACCAGAUUGUCGCCAACAGGAUCAUGCGUCCCAUGCUCGAUUCUGUCCGCCGCAACCUCCGCGCCGGUCUCCAAAAGCAAAAGGAUGUCAUUGGAUUCAACGUUGCUGCACUCAACUAUAUCCGCCGCGACUACGAGGCCAACAACACGUCAGAGUUCUUUGACGAGGAGGCCUUACGCAAGGACGAAGAGAAGAAGCAGGACUCUGAAAAGAAGCGCAAGUUCUUGAAGAUGUAA